AUGAAGAGACUCUCCCUUCUUACCAAACUUUCAUCUGCUGGUAGCAUCAACAAAUUCGCUACUCCAACCCUUUUCUUACAUAAACCAUCAUCAUUUAACUUUUAUCAACAAUGUAGAAGUUUUUCUAUGACUAAUAACAAUAAUAGUAGUUUUACCGAAACGAUAGACUCUGAAUUGGAUCGUUUAAAGGGUAAAACCUUGGAGACUGUUACCAACAACAGAACACCAUCCUAUCCAAUCCAUAACGUCAUUAAUACACUCAACGAAUUGGGAAGAGCAACAUCAUCCGUCUUGUACGAAGAAAUGAAUUCAAGACACCCAGGACUUAUCAAUAGUAAGAGACACUUGAAGCAAAUUCUUACAAUUUUGAAGAGAGGACACAAAGUCGCUGCCAUUCAACCAUUGAGAGGUCAAUUAACAUACAAGAGAGUUCCUUUUGAAUACAAAUUAACAAAGCAAAUGAAGAGAAAAUUGGAAAAGCCAGAAAAAGAAAUUACACAAACUGUUUCUACAUCCACAGAAGAGUUAUCGGAAGAUGAACUUUUCAACAAGACUAUGGAAGCUGUACAAAAGGGAAACUAA
This is a messenger RNA of Naegleria gruberi, 582 nucleotides long. RefSeq lists its product as uncharacterized. Bases 1 to 582 code for a protein of 193 amino acids. The record is from RefSeq and is a predicted model, not a curated record. Lineage: Eukaryota; Heterolobosea; Eutetramitea; Acrasida; Naegleriidae. The transcript has a single exon.